UUUUUUUCCUUCCCUCUCGUUCUCCAGCCUGUGAGCUCAUGAAUCAGGGGAUACUGGCUUUGGUGUCGUCAACAGGAUGUGCCGCAGCCAAUGCGCUACAGUCUCUCACGGAUGCAAUGCACAUUCCUCACCUGUUCAUUCAAAGGAACGGAGACGGCACACCCCGGGCAGAGUGCCAGCUCAAUCCCAGCCCUGACGGAGAGCGCUACACGCUGGCUGCCCGCCCUCCUGUGCGCCUGAAUGAUGUCAUGAUCACACUCGUCUCUGAACUCCGCUGGCACAAGUUCAUCGUUUUCUAUGACAGCGAGUACGAUGUGCGGGGACUGCGUGGGUUUCUGGACCAGGCGUCUCGAAUGGGUUUGGACGUGUCUCUACAGCAGGUUGACCGGAAUGUGACAAAGGUCUUUUCCACUCUGUUCAGCACAAUGAGGAUGGAGGAGCUGAACCGUUACCGGGACACGCUCAGACGGGCCAUCCUGCUGCUCAGUCCCCGGACUGCACAGGUCUUCAUACACCAGGCAGUGGAAACGAAUCUAGCAUCCAAAGAUAGUCACUGGGUGUACGCUAAUGAGGAGGUUAGUGACACAGAGAUCAUGGAGCUUGUCCACAGCGCUCUGGGCCGGAUGACAGUGAUCCGACAGAUCUUUCCCCUUUGGAGGGACACCAACAUCCGCUGCAUAAGGAACAACCAUCGCAUCUCCUCACUGCUUUGCGACCCACAGGAAGGGUACCUGCAGUCUCUAGAGGUGUCUAGCCUGUACUUGUACGACAGUGUGCUGAUGUUGGCCAAUGCCUUCUACCGGAAGUUAGAAGACAGGAAGUGGCACAGCAUGGCCAGUCUGAACUGCAUGAGGAAGUCAACCAAACCCUGGAAUGGAGGCUGGUCCAUGCUAGACACGAUCCAAAAGGGGCGGAUUUCUGGGCUCACUGGUUUAAUGGACUUCCGAAGCAAUGGAGCGAACUCUCAUGUCCAGUUUGAGAUCCUAGGGACCAGUUACAGUGAGACGUUUGGAAAAGAUGUAAAGCGGCUGGCGACGUGGGACUCUGAUCGUGGGCUGAACGGCAGUCUGAGGGAGAACAGGGCCGAGCAUGGCAUGCAAGGAAUUACUCUGAAAGUGGUGACUUUGCUGGAGGAGCCGUUUGUGAUGGUGGCAGAAAACAUUCUAGGUCAGCCCAAAAGAUAUAAGGGAUUUUCCAUAGAUGUUCUAGACGCCCUGGCCAAAAUUCUGGGUUUUAAGUAUGAAAUGUAUCAAGUGGCUGAUGGGAAAUAUGGAUCUCCUCAGGCCAAUGGGUCUUGGAAUGGAAUGAUUGGAGAACUAAUUGGGAAGAGAGCAGAUGUGGCUAUUUCAGCCAUCACCAUCACUCCUGAGCGUGAGAAUGUGGUGGACUUCAGUAAACGUUAUCUGGAUUAUUCUGUGGGAAUCCUGAUGACUAAAACAGAAGAGAGACUCAACAUCUUCUCCUUGCUGGCACCGUUUGACCUGGCAGUGUGGGCCUGCAUUGCUGCUGCCAUUCCUGUGGUGGGUGUCAUGGUCUUUCUGCUCCGACGCGUCCAGUCUGUCCGCUCCCAGAAUCCUCCUGGGCCCCACCAGCCUGCUUCUGUCACGACAUCCUUCCAGAGUGCCAUCUGGAUCGUCUACGGAGCCUUUGUACAGCAAGGUGGUGAAUCCUUCAUGAGUUCAAUGGCUCUCAGGAUUGCAAUGGGAAGCUGGUGGCUAUUUACCCUCAUUGUCUGCUCGUCCUACACGGCCAACCUGGCAGCCUACCUCACCGUAUCCCGCAUGGACAACGCUGUUCGAACAUUUCAAGACCUUUCCAAGCAGACAGAGCUGAGCUACGGAACGGUGAGAGACUCUGCUGUGUUCGAGUAUUUCAGGGUGAAGGGCACCAACCCCUUGGAGCAAGACAGCACUUUCGCCGAGCUGUGGAGAACUAUCAAUAAAAAUCAGGGACAGGACAACUCUGUGACCUCUCCUGCUGAAGGCAUCCGCAAGGUGAAGCGGGAUCCGUACGCAUUCCUGUGGGACAUGGCGGUGUUAGAGUACACCGCUCUGACAGAUGAUGAUUGUUCAUUGGUGGUCACAGGAAACAGCAUGAGCACCAAAGGAUACGGCCUGGCUCUGCAGCACGGCAGCCCCUACAGAGAUCUCUUCUCACAGAAGAUCCUUGACCUGCAGGAGAAAGGAGACCUUGACAUACUAAAGCAGAAGUGGUGGCCACGAAAAGGUCGCUGUGACCUGGACAAGCACGCGGAGCCCCAGCCGGAGGGCCGUGCCCUGAGACUGCACAGCUUCGCUGGGGUCUUCUGCAUCCUAGCGGCAGGGCUGCUGUUGGCCUGCCUGGUGGCCGCUCUGGAGUCAUGGUGGAACGGGCCACGCUGUCAGCGUGCACAGCCCAAAGAGGACAAAGAGGUGAAUCUGGAGCAGGUUCACCAGCGUUUGAGUGGGCUGAUGGAGGACGAUCUGGCGCACAAGCAGCUGCCAGGGCAGUCUCUGGAGAUCUCUGCCCUGGACAUGGGCAGCAUGCGGCCACAGCAGAGCUCCCAGGAAGCCAGGAGAGAUUUCCCCCGGGGCCUGUCCGUGACUUCCUUCCUCCAGGAGGGUCCUGGGGUCGGCCGCGUGCACGGACGGAGCCUCCCCCUCCCUCUCAGCAGUUCCACUCUGCCACUUCUCCAUGCGCUGCAAACACCGGGCACCAACGGAGGCCUUUUCCGCCAGAGCCCCGUAAAGACACCUAUGCCCAUCUCUUACCAGGCAGUGCCCAGGGGACCCAUUCCAGAAGCCAUUGAUCCAAGCCAUGGGACCUCUAUUUGA
Carassius auratus (goldfish) is the source of this 2813-nucleotide messenger RNA. RefSeq names its product glutamate receptor ionotropic, delta-1-like. Lineage: Eukaryota; Metazoa; Chordata; Actinopteri; Cypriniformes; Cyprinidae. Gene Ontology annotation, molecular function: signaling receptor activity; ligand-gated monoatomic ion channel activity. Gene Ontology annotation, cellular component: membrane. Gene Ontology annotation, biological process: monoatomic ion transport. The record is from RefSeq and is a predicted model, not a curated record.